AUGAGUAAAAACCACUGUACUGCCUUAGCAAUACAUAAUUCUUAUUUAAACGACGAUGUUAUUAAUGCAUUUUUAGACAUCGUAAAAUUACAAACAUCAUUUAUUCCACAAAACGUAUUAUUUUAUCAAACACCACUUAUGUAUUCAGCCGUUGAGAACGUGGAUGAUUUUCAAAUUUUAUAUGAUGGUUCUAUUGGAAAUGAUGCUAUUGGGCAUUGGCUAUGUGUGUAUUAUCGUAAUGAAACUAAGUGCGUAGAAGUGUACGAUAGUCUAUACCAUACGCUUAAUGAUAAUUUAUUUGAGAUUUUGGAUAUUUUAUAUCCUUCAAAAUCCAAUGUUGUGUUUAAGUCUGUUAUAAAACAGCCAGAUGGGUAUUCAUGUGGAGUUUUUGCAAUUGCAUUUGCUACAUCACUAAUAUUUGGACGUAAUCCAUCGGAUGAAUGUUAUAUUAUCGAUUACAACAAUAUGAUAUGUAAAACCUGGACGUUACGUAACCAUUUAAAUAACAUAUUAGUCAGUACAUUAUUACAACCUUUCCCCACUCACCAUUCACAUGUAGCCCAGAGGCGUAAAAAGCGUAAAAGUAUAAUUAAUAAAAAUAUCAGAACUGCUAUGCAAGGUAAUAAAAAAAAUAUUGAAUGGAACAAUAAAGAAAAGUCUGCUUUUAAUUAUUCGCCAAUUGUAGAUUACAAAAAUAGUAGACACAUUAAAAUUGGACUCAUGGAUAAAUUGUGUAAUUUUUGUGAUGCUUUAAAAUGGUCUGCGGAAUCCCCAGGACUGUGCUGUUCGAACGGUAAAAUUAAAUUACAAUCUAUUGAAGAUCCACCAGAACCGUUACGUAGUCUUAUUUUUGGUGAAAAUAUUACAAAAUCUAAAUCUUUUCUGACUGCAAUAAGAAAAUAUAAUUGUGCGUUUCAAAUGACCUCUUUUAGAGGAAAACAAAUUUUACAUGAUAAAUUCAUGCCAACUUUUAAGAUACAAGGGCAAAUAUACCAUACUGCAGGCAGUUUAUUCCCCGUGCAUUCAAGUGAACCAAAGUUUUUACAAAUAUACUUUGUAGGCAAUGACAAUUCCGAAGCUGAAUUCAGGCAUAAAAAUAUUCCUAACAUCGACCCCAUAAUUGUAAUCGAGUUACAAAAAAUGCUUCAUUUACAUAACAAUCUUAUAAGAUCUUUUAAGGCUGCUAUAGAUUCACAUGAAAAUGAAAAUAUGGAAAACUUAAAUAUAGUUAUACAUGCAGAACGAGUAACCUAUGGCAAUCAUCCUGGACGUUUUAAUGCACCUUCAGUUAAUGAAGUCGGUAUCGUGAUAGACGGUCAACAAUUCGAAAAGCGUGAUAUAGUUCUUAAUGGUCGAAAUAAUACGUUGAAACGUAUUAAUGAAUUACAUAGAUCAUAUGAUGCCCUACAAUAUCCUCUCAUGUUCUGUCGUGGUGAGGACGGAUACAACAUAGCUAUUCCGAAAUUUGAUCCCACGAAAAAUCAAGCAGAUAAAAAAAAUAUGUCAGCAUCUAGCUUUUAUUCGUAUAGAAUCAUGAUACGGAAAAAUAAUAGCAACUAUUUACAUUAUUUUCGUCAGUUAUUUAACAUGUAUUUGGUAGACAUGUACGCGAAAAUUGAGACAGAACGUCUAAAUUUUAUUCGCUAUAAUCAAUGUAAACUACGUGUAGACAAUUAUAUACAUUUACAAGACUCUAUCAAUAAUGAAAUUGAUCCUAAAGAUAUAGGACAAUUAGUUGUUUUGCCAUCCUCAUUUACAGGUGGUCCAAGGUAUAUGCAUGAAAGGACCCAGGAUGCUAUGACUUAUGUAAGAUUAUAUGGAAAACCAGAUAUAUUUUUAACAUUUACAUGCAAUCCAAAUUGGUCUGAAAUACAGGAAAAUUUAUAUCAAGACCAGCGGCCACAAGACAGACAUGAUUUAAUUGCCCAAUGGCAAAAACGAGGUUUGCCACAUGUUCACAUUUUAAUUUGGUUGGAAAAUAAAAUCCGACCUGACGAUAUAGAUUCCCUUAUAUGUGCUGAAAUUCCUGACCCAAUACAAGAUCCAAUUUUACACGAAAUAGUUAGAAAAAAUAUGAUACAUGGUCCAUGUGGUUCAGAUCAGGCUACAUUUUCUGUAGAAAAACAAAGUAAAGAUGAAAUAACUUCAUAUCAAUCUGGUAGAUAUGUUAGUUCUUCAGAAGCUGUAUGGCGUAUUUUAUCUUUUCCUAUACACGAGAGAUAUCCAUCUGUUUUCCAUUUAUCUGUUCACCUGGAAAAUGGUCAACGAGUGUAUUUCACAACAAAUAAUGUUACUGAAAAGAUAAGCAAACCACCAACAACUACUCUUACAGCAUUUUUUGAACUUUGUAAAACUGAUAGUUUUGCAAAAACGUUAUUAUACCACGAGGUGCCAAAAUAUUACACUUACAACAAUUCAAAAUUCAACAGAAGAAAACGUGGUAUACUUGUUGAUGGUUAUAAAGGUAUAAUGAGAGACACGACAAUAGGAAGAGUAUACACCGUGCAUCCGAGUAACACAGAAUGUUUUCAUUUGCGUUUAUUACUACACACAGUACCUGGCCCAACCUCAUUUAACCAACUUAAAACGGUAAAUGGACAAUGUUAUUUGACUUUUCAGUCCGCAUGUUUAGCUUUAGGUCUUCUAGAAGACGAUAAACAUUGGGAUGAUACUAUGUCUGAAGCAGUUCUAACAAAAAAAUCAUCACAGGUUCGAAAUUUAUUUGCUAUUUUAAUAUCUUUUUAUUUAGAGUUAGAUUUCACAGCCCACGCUCAAAAUGAGGCAUUAAUUUCUAUAGAAGACCAAGUUUUAUCGUGCAUAGGAAAAUCUUUAUCAGAUUUUGGAUUGCCAAAACCUCACAAAGAUAAUAUACAAACCAUAAGUCGUGAAUAUUUACAACAAACAAACUACAACAUCACAGAUUUAAUGGAAUAUGUUAAUAACAACAAAACUAUGAUGACUUCAGAACAAAAUAAUGUGUUUGAUCAUGUCAUUAAUUGUGUUGAGGAGUCAACAGGUAAUAUUUUCUUUUUGGAUGCUCCUGGGGGCACUGGAAAAACAUUUAUUAUUAAUUUGUUGUUAGCAAAAAUCCGAUCAUCCGGUAAAAUUGCUAUAGGUGUGGCAUCAUCGGGAAUAGCAUCAACGUUAAUCCACGGUGGUAAGACUGCACAUUCAAUGUUCAAGCUACCAAUAGACUUAAACAUUACCAAUACCCCAGUUUGUAAUAUAAAAAAAAAUUCACCAUUAGCCAAAGUAUUAACCGAUUGUGUACUAAUUGUGUGGGAUGAGUGCACAAUGGCUCAUAAAUCGGGCGUAGAGGCUUUAGAUCGAACAUUACGGGAUAUUCGGUCAUCAGAUAAAACUAUGGGAGGCAUCACAUUAGUAUUUGCGGGAGAUUUUAGACAAACAUUACCGGUUGUUCCACGGGGAACACGAUCUGAUCAAAUAAAUGCGAGCCUAAAAUCAUCUACGAUUUGGUUGAAAGUAAAAAAAUUGUCUCUUACUGUAAAUAUGCGAACCAAAUUAACAGGAGAUAUACACGCAGGAGAAUUUUCUACAUUACUCUUAAAUAUUGGCUGCGGAACUGUAAAUGAUAAGGAUGGAUACAUAACAAUUUUAAAAAAACUAGCAGUAUCGACAAAUUCGUUGGAACAACUGAUACAAAGUGUGUACCAAGAUAUUGGGAAUUUGAAAAAUCUGAAUAGUGAAUGGUUAUGCGAACGCGUUAAUUUGUAUGUAAAUAGAGAAGGAGAUAAAUGGAAAUAA
Molecule: messenger RNA, 3765 nt
Organism: Sipha flava (yellow sugarcane aphid)
Lineage: Eukaryota; Metazoa; Arthropoda; Insecta; Hemiptera; Aphididae
Exons: 6
Coding region: 1-3765 (1254 amino acids)
Biological process (GO): proteolysis; DNA repair; telomere maintenance
Molecular function (GO): cysteine-type peptidase activity; DNA helicase activity
Source: RefSeq, a predicted model, not a curated record